GGAGAGGGCCGAGAGACUUCUGCCUGAACCUUGGGUCUGGAUUGCUCCUUCUCAAACCUGGUUUCUUAAUUCCACCUUCACUUCUGACCGGGAACCUCUGCAGUUUGAGGAACUUUGCUCCCAUUUUUCACACUGAUUAACCGAGAGUGGAACAUCUGAAGAGAUGCAAGCAAGAAAAAGAAAUUAAACCAGAAAACACUUCAUGGGCACUACACACCGAGCAGCAUGCGAGGUGCUCGAGAGGCGCUCUGAAAGCUCAUCUUCCAAGUAGUUAAGGCCCGAGGAGCGAUGCAACAGGCAUGAUGGAGGUCGAGUCCUCCUACUCGGACUUCAUCUCCUGUGACCGGACGGGCCGUCGGAAUGCCGUCCCUGACAUCCAGGGUGACUCAGAGGCUGUGAGCAUGCGGAAGCUGGCUGCAGACAUGGGCGAGCUGGCACUUGAGGGGGCAGAAGGUCAGGCAGAGGCCAGCACCGCAGACAAGGAGGCCAGCAAGCCACCUGAAAGCAGCGAUGGGACCGCUUCACCUUGAGUCCAGCCUCAUCCAUGGAGGCUGGAGAGAGCCUGCUGUCCCCUAUGGAAAUGAACCCUGGCAUUGGCCCAACCUCUUCUCUGAGCCCAUGUCCCAGGCCAGACAGGCUAGCCUGAGAGGCCCCUCAGAGGCCUCUAUGGCCCCUAUUCUGGACAAGCCCUCUGCCCACACCCCUGGGCUCCAACCUGUCCCCCUCCUUCUCACUGAGCCCAGGCACAUCUGGAGACACUGUACCCAUGGGGUGUUAUUUAUUCAGCUGGUACUGGGCAUGGGCCACAUCCUGCCUACCUGGGAGCAGCCGACAUGGGCACACUUCUUUCAGGGGGGCCUGGACAGGGACCAUAUCCCACCCAGCACCCCUCCUUUCCAACCCUAGCCUUCUCAGUCAAGACCUUCUUAUCCCUUUUUUAAAAAAUACUUUUAAACUUUUUAAAAACUUCAAACCUUUUUUCAGGAGAGAGAAAGGGAGCCGACAAUCAUUGCACAUUUUCUGGAAGCCAUCUUAAGCUCAAUUGACCAUCUGUGCUGCUCUGGGCUUUCCCACACGGAGCUUCGCAGAUCCGGUUUUAGAGAAAUUUGGGCUCAAAACUAAAUGAGCAAUUCUGUGCCCUUUUUACCAAGAUAAGUGACAAUUAGGCCCCAGGAAAUAAAUAAUGAUUUGUGUGACUUGG
Molecule: messenger RNA, 1201 nt
Organism: Marmota flaviventris (yellow-bellied marmot)
Lineage: Eukaryota; Metazoa; Chordata; Mammalia; Rodentia; Sciuridae
Gene: Pkig
Product: cAMP-dependent protein kinase inhibitor gamma
Biological process (GO): negative regulation of protein kinase activity
Molecular function (GO): cAMP-dependent protein kinase inhibitor activity
Source: RefSeq, a predicted model, not a curated record